GACAAAACUAGGCAACGAAAUCCGCGGCUCCAUGAAAAGGCCAUGAAAAAGUUGAUAACAUUAAAAAGGUUAUAUUAGUUUCGUGUUAGGCGAAAAUACCUUCAUUUUGUUUGGGGGAAGAUCCCUAAUCCAAUCUCUGCGAGAAUUAAUUCUAUCAUCGGAAUCUCCAAUGGAUGAAUCGAAACCUGAUCGAUCGUCAGCAGGAAAUAAGGGCAGUCCCAGUCACCGUAGAGAGACUCAUGGGAGGGGCGAGGAUAUCGAUCCAGACACCCCUAUUGGUGACGUUAAAGGUCCUAACAUAUUUCACCGCGCUAAGGAAGAGAUUGAGGCCAUUGUUGACACGAUUCAUUCUAAAAGAGAAUCUGCAUCACCAAAGAAACAAACUUCACUUGCAGCAGAAAAUAGGGGCAGUCCCCGUUACCGUAAAGAGACACAUGGGAGGGGGGAGGAUAUUGACCCCGACACCCCGAUCAGCGAGUUUAAAGGUCCCAACAUCUUUCAUCGCGCUAAAGAAGAGAUUGAGGCCAUUCGCGACACAAUACAUUCAAAAAGAGAAUCUGCAUCACCAAAGAAACAAAGCUCACUUUCAGACCGUAAGGGCAGUCCAAGUCACCGAAGAGAGACUCAUGGGAGGGGGGAUGAUUUUGAUGUAGACACCCCAAUCAGUGAAUUCAAAGGUCCGAACAUCUUUCAUCGUGCUAAGGAGGAGAUUGAGGCCAUUGUUCACUCAAAAAGAGAAUCUGAUAGUGACCCUGCAUCACCAAAGAAGGAUGGAUUCCGAGCUUCCAUUAGUAAAAAGAUUAACAAAAGUCGUAAUCGCGAACAAGCCAAAGAUUAGAAAAUCAAUACUGAAACCGGUCCGUUGAUAAAAGUGUUGGGCUGUGCUUCGUUCCUGAAUAUCAAUUUGUUAUCUGAUAAUUUCUCACACAGUGUUAAGCUCUUAGAGCUGUGACCAGCUUCAAGUGGACAUGCAGAUUAAUCAUUUAUGAGGAGAAAACAUGGUAUCUCUAGUUCAGUUGUAGUUAAUAUUUCUUGAACUAUGUUAUUUUCGUUACGGGUGCUUAAACAUCUUGAUUCUUUGACAUAAAGUGUACCAAGUGUAGUUGCUUUAACUCUGUUCUUAGCAUGCAUUCUUGGACUGAACAUGGAUGUUUCAUUUUCUUUUACUAA
Helianthus annuus (common sunflower) is the source of this 1170-nucleotide messenger RNA. RefSeq lists its product as uncharacterized. The coding region runs from base 170 to 838 and encodes 222 amino acids. The transcript has 4 exons. NCBI's taxonomy places the organism in Eukaryota, Viridiplantae, Streptophyta, Magnoliopsida, Asterales, Asteraceae. The record is from RefSeq and is a predicted model, not a curated record.